GCGUAAUGCUGCUCAAAUCGAAAGAUCGAGACGUGGGCCACAGGUCAUGUUGCUGCAAGCCUUAGAAGAUUUUGUUGCUACAAAAUUCUCCAAUCUUAGUCCUGCACAUAGAAAUGAAGCCAUUGAUGACUACAAACUCUGUCUUAGAAUCAAACCACGUAUAGGCAUCUUUUUUACAGAUGGCAAAUAUCCAGCUUCAGCGGAUUGCGAUAAUGUACCUUAUGAAAUUUGCAAAACUCACCGAUGGACACGACCAGUCGAUUGCUUUUACGUAGCCAUCGAAGCUUUAGCUGUUAAUAAAAAUGAAGACGCAAUCGGAGGGGAAAGAAAUAUAACAGCUGCUGUAUUUUUGCCCGAAUUGCCGGCUGUUAAUUAUGCCAUCGCUGAGACCAGUUCCCAUUCUAUUGAACAGUAUUUCAGAAGUGGUGGCUCUUUAUUAACUGAUAUUGCUGAUAAGUUGUUUGCGAAAGAAGCUGAUCACACAUGCUUUUUCAUAUUUCUUUAUCAGUGGCAAGACGAGCCAACCUAUGAAAAUCAUCACAGUAACUUUUUGAACAUGGUUUUAGAUGGUAUAAAAAGCAGGUAUGCUCCGGGCACGUAUUCUUUGUGGGGCGGAGCUAUCAAUGACAUUUUUACAAUAGCAAAAGACGAGAAUCUACCUUAUCAAUCCACAAGUUUCUGCGCUAUGGGCAUCUCGGGUUCCUCGAUGAUGUCUUGGUCCAUCGUUAUUGAUCAUAGGAUGCAGCAGUUUGAAAUAGAAGAAAAGUUACAAAGUUUUAAGAUUAAUAUACAUUUGCAAUCUUCUUCGAUCGCCUUCUUAAUAUUACCGACACUGAGAGAUAACAUUGAUAGAUCAAGAUUAGACAUUUUCAAAAAUAUUUUUCCUACAAUUACAUUAAUGAGCAUUUUUAACGAUAAAAACAAUGCCGUUCUCUCUCUGGAUUCCAUGAAUUUUGGUAUUUUCUCUAAUUUUUAAAUGUCCACUUCAUUUAUAUUGCAAAAUUCAUACUUUUUAACAGGUAUUUAUUUUUUACAGAAUGCAACCCUGAACUAAAGCAAUUUAAUUCUUACGCAUAUGUGAUAUUAACUUAUAAAAAAUAAAUUUGAUCCAAUCAUGAUAAGUACUGUGGGAAAGAAUCAAUGUUUAAAGGAAUGAAAAGAUCAAAACCCUGUCAAGCAAUAAACAAUUUUAUUUAAUACAAACUAUGGUACAAAAUUUAUACAGAAACAACGAUUUCUUUCGUUUUGUUAUGACGUUGUAUUUCUUGCUCAUGACAGCAGCUUCUCAUCGCGUGUAAGACGCUCACACAUUUAAGCAAAAGGGACAUGGAGAAGAAGG
This is a messenger RNA of Nasonia vitripennis (jewel wasp), 1339 nucleotides long. RefSeq lists its product as uncharacterized. The record is from RefSeq and is a predicted model, not a curated record. The transcript is spliced from 2 exons. NCBI's taxonomy places the organism in Eukaryota, Metazoa, Arthropoda, Insecta, Hymenoptera, Pteromalidae. Bases 47 to 976 code for a protein of 309 amino acids.